CGCGCUGCGGGCAGUGAGUGUGGAGGCGCGGACGCGCGGCGGAGCUCGAGCUGCUGCAGCUGCUGCCGCCGCCGGAGGAACCUUGAUCCCCGCGCUCCGGACACCCCGGCCUCGCCAUGGCUGACCAGCUGACUGAGGAGCAGAUUGCAGAGUUCAAGGAGGCCUUCUCCCUCUUUGACAAGGAUGGAGACGGGACUAUCACCACCAAGGAGUUGGGGACGGUGAUGAGAUCCCUGGGACAGAACCCCACUGAGGCGGAGCUACAGGACAUGAUCAACGAGGUGGACGCGGAUGGGAAUGGGACCAUUGACUUCCCGGAGUUCCUGACCAUGAUGGCUAGAAAGAUGAAGGACACAGACAGCGAGGAGGAGAUCCGAGAGGCGUUCCGUGUCUUUGACAAGGACGGCAACGGCUACAUCAGUGCUGCCGAGCUGCGUCACGUGAUGACGAACCUGGGUGAGAAGCUGACCGACGAGGAGGUGGACGAGAUGAUCAGAGAGGCCGACAUCGAUGGGGACGGCCAGGUCAAUUAUGAAGAGUUUGUACAGAUGAUGACUGCCAAGUGAAGGCCCCUGGGCAGCUGGUGAUGCCCGUUCUCGUGCUCUCUCUCUUCUCGCGCGCGCGCUCUCUUCAACACUCCCUUGCGUUCCCCGGUUCUAGCAAACACCAGUUGAUUGACUGAGAAUCUGAUAAAGCAACAAAAGAUUUGUCCCAAGCUGCAUGACUGCUCUUUCUCCCUUCUUGAGUCUCCUCCCAGGCCCCUCAUCUCUGCCUCUCGCCCUCCCCCUUUCCGUUCUCAUCUUCCGAGGCCUGAAGCACUCCUGGACGCAGCCCUCUUCCCCCGAGGGGAGUCUCUGCCCUCCUCCAGCCCGGGUGGCUCUCCUCUCUUUUGGUUUGUUUCCUUUCAUGUGUCCUCUGACUUUGGGUGCUGGGGUGGCUGCCAGCCCUGUCCCUGGCCCUGCUGGGGAGGGGAUGAGGCCUCACCCAGGCAGGAGAGCAUGCCUUCCGCUGUUGCAUGCGACCAGCCCUGUGAUUCCCUGUGCACAUCCCAGCAGCCUUUCGGGCAGGGGUGCCGAGAGAGGCAUUCCAGAAGGGCUGGGGGAGGGGGACUCGAGUCGCGGUGUGGACUGGAUAUGGUCCAGGAUGGGGACGAGGGAGUCUUGGAAGCUGGCAUUCUUUUUCCCGCUGGAGGGGGCCGACUCCUGGAAGGGGACAGAUAGAGUGGACGCUGCUCAGGUCCCACUGGCUGAUGCGAGACCAUCCGAUCGAAUUCUGGGGGUGGGCUGGGUGGGGGCUGCUGAGAUGGCCGCUCUGCGAAUUGUACGUGCCCGUGUUCCUAAAGCGAUCUCGAGCUGUUCUGUAAAUACCUGGUGCUAACGUCCCAUGCCACCCGUGCUGCCCCGUGCGACCCCCUCCCACCCUCCCCAACCCGGCGCCAAAGGCCCCUUGUUGGCCGCGGAGCCAGGGAUGUUGCUUUGUCCUGUACAGGUUCUCCUUUGGUUUUCUUCUUUAUUCCCCUUAAAACUGGUCCUGUUGAAAACCGUGCCGGGCUAGUUGGAAGGUGGAGAGAGGGAAAAUGAUCCCGCCAUGCUCCAGAGAGAACACCCCUGCAAUAAGACAGUCUUAAGGGCCAGCUGGCCCGGACCCGGCUGCCGAGGGCAGCUCCGAGGCCUGGUUAGCCAGCCCCUCCCGCUUCUUCGCGGUGUUCGCGGUGACUUGGUUGGCUCCAUAACACCUGUGCUGGUCUCCGUGCCCUCUCUCCCCUCCCCCACCCCCGCCUGCCCCCCACACUCCCCCAGCAUGAUCCGUGACCUUGCUUCUGAUUUUCGCCUCUGGGACAAGUAAGUCAAUGUGGGCAGUUCGGUCGUCUGGAUUCUUCUUUUCCUUUUUUCUGUUCAUUUCAUCUUGCCCCACCCCCCACCCCCACCCAGGUUGUUCAAGUGGCUUCUCCUGGGACCUGCCCAGCUUUGAGAACCUCCUCAUCCACCCUCUGGCACCCAGCCUCCGGGGGAGGGGAGGGGAGGGACGGGGCGUCGUCGGAGACCCAGCCAAGAGCUGAGGGGAAGGGCAGGUAGGCGUGAGGCUGAGGACGUUUUCGGAGUGUUUUGGUUUGGGUUUUCUUUCUUUCUUUCUUUCUUUCUUUUUUUUUUAAAACCGGGCAAUAUUGUGUUCAGUUCAAGCUGUGAAGAAAAAUAUAUAUCAAUGUUUUCCAAUAAAAUACAGUGACUACCUGA
Messenger RNA from Neogale vison (American mink), 2234 nucleotides. RefSeq names its product calmodulin 3 (gene CALM3). The record is from RefSeq and is a predicted model, not a curated record. Gene Ontology annotation, molecular function: calcium ion binding. NCBI's taxonomy places the organism in Eukaryota, Metazoa, Chordata, Mammalia, Carnivora, Mustelidae. The coding region runs from base 117 to 566 and encodes 149 amino acids. The transcript is spliced from 6 exons.